This is a messenger RNA of Octopus bimaculoides (California two-spot octopus), 6870 nucleotides long. RefSeq lists its product as uncharacterized. NCBI's taxonomy places the organism in Eukaryota, Metazoa, Mollusca, Cephalopoda, Octopoda, Octopodidae. The record is from RefSeq and is a predicted model, not a curated record.
AUUUGAAACCUCGAAGAUUGGUUUUGAUACUGCAGCCUGUUUGACGAUUCUAAAAUAGCAAUUUUUUUUUUCUUAAAUCUUUCCAUUUUUUUUUUUUCUUAAAUCUUUCCAUUAUUUGCAUAGGCUUGUCUAAGGCUGGUCCAUAUUGACUAUAUAAAUUUACUCAUAUAUAUAAAAAAUUUUUUUUUUUUAAUAAAGAAAUCGCAUGUCUUGACAUUUGUAUGUAAGUUUACCCUGACGAGAGGAUCAUCACCAGUUUGCACUCUAUUGUGUUUGGAAUACAGUGGUGUACCCAGGAAAUGGCCAUAGGUGUUGUACAUGGUUUUCGUGAAAUUGAUUUUACUGAUUGAUACCUGCUGGGUGCUGUAUUUGUAUUUUUGACCCAUGUGUUGUGAACUUUUGGAUAUGAUUUUUUUAGAACAACACACAUCAUAAUGGUAUUUCCACAGGCUUGGAUGGAAGACAGUAAUCGACCUUUGCAGUCAAACUCCAAAAACAUCCCAAAUGUUUUAGACAUCAUCACAUAUCAAGAGAAUGUACCACCAGCUAAUGUCAGUUGUUAUUUACGGCUAUCUCCAACAUCCUCACUAAACUCAUCAGUUGAAAGUUCAAACCCUUGUGAUUCUCGUGAUGUAGCAAUUAUAAACAGGAAUCUGAAACUAUAUCGUGCAGCCACAGCAAGGCCAAUGUGUUGCACAACAGGUGCAACAACACCACAACCGAAGAGAAUGAUGACAUCACCUGAGAUAUUACUUUCUACUCGGCGUUUUCCCAAAGCUUUAGUUGUUUAUGGAGAAUCUCUGGCUAAGGAGCCUUAUUCCAUAACUGAAUACCAAAAAAGCAAGAUGCAUUACUAUCAAAGUGCAUCAGUUGAAUCACAGAAUAAAGGAAUCACUAACAACUACAGAAAUAUUGCAGAGACAUGUUCAACCAUUGCAACGUCUCCCACACAAGUCAAAAAGAAAUUUCAAGAUUGGUCUGAGAACAGUAAGAAGAAACAGAAAGAAACCUUCAGCUGCCCCACAACUAGAUGGGCCUUGAAAAAACCGCCUGCAAACGAUAGUAGUGGAAGUAUUGAAAAUGGUGUUCCUCUUAACAUUCCAACAAAUCUGAUGGAGAAUAUGAACAAAAUCUAUGAGAGUAUUGAUACAGAUGGGUUGUUGAAAGUGAAUCUGACUGACCCCACUGUUGUAAGAGGCAUAACAGACGAAAUGAUACUAAAGCAGAAUGCAGAGAUGAGGCCUUCUUUUACAGCAGCCCCACCAACAUCACCAAGAGGAAUCUCACCUACAUUUUCUGAGAGAAAUUCUCCUACAAACAACAGGGAAAUUUCUUAUGCAGUUUUACAAAAUGAUAAUACUCUAGUGCUUGAUGCUUCCCUUAAAAAUGGUUCUGUCUUAAAUAUAUGUAAAGAGUCUUCCCCAGCACCCUCUCUUUGUUCUAUUUCUUCUUCUUCUUCAUCUUCUCCCCUUUCAUCUCCUGUUCCUAUUAAGCUUAAAACCUGUACAUUGAGAGAGACUCCCAAAAGUAAUAAAUUUUUUUGUGAAAUCUCUUCUAAGGGUUUGUCAACCUUUAAUGAUGUCCAUCACAAAACUGAAUCAUGUGUUAACACGAGACCUGUACAACUUCUCUGCACACAUUCUGGCAGACUAAUGCACACAGCAACCUUAAUAAAGAAAAAAUCAUCAAAUUCCAAAUCUCAGUUAGGAGAAAAAUCUUUGAAUUCCAAUUCUAAUUCAAAACAGCGAGUAUUCCUCCGAAGAACUGAUUACAACCCUAUACAAAUGAUUUAUGACCAAGAGACCAGUAAUUCAAGUCCUAAAAUAUCUUCUGCAGUUACUCCUCACCUGCAGAAGUAUUUCAUCAAACUUUGCGAGAAACAAGAAAGGAUGCAUGAAGAAAAAUAUACCCAAGCUGCUAAUGUGUCUCCCCAUUCAGAUCUGGAAUCACAGAGUGUUUAUAAGACAAUAAAAACAGUGGAAUUUGAUAUGAAAGGUCCUCAAGUGAUUGUUGAGAAAAUGCUGAUUGGACAAAACCAAAGGAAACUUCAAAGACCCCAAACAACACAAAACACAACAAAUUUUAAGGCAUUCAGAGCAAUGAAGCAGCGCCCUCACAGUGGACCAUCACAGAUUCUGUUUAAACAGAAAGACUCCAAACUGCAGUCUAUCUUACCUGAGGUUCAAGAAGUAAAAGGAAAGGAAGAAUUUGUAUCAAGUGUAUUCCAUCAGAGUGGCAGUAUGUACAGUAAAUUAGAAAGCACUGGGUAUCAUCACACUGACCAACCUCGAGUCAGUUCUGAAUUAGAGGAAGUUUUGAACAAAAGUGGUGACCACACUGACCAUUUCAAACUUUGGCCUGAGAGGGAGAAAACCUUGGAUAUUGGUGACCAACACACUGAUCCAACUAAACACAAACUAGAAGAAGAGAAAAUACAAAACAACAGUAGUUCUCAUACUGCUCUGUCCAAAAUUAGACCAGAGAUUGAGAAAACUGAAAAUAUUAGUGACCAGUUCCUUUGGAGGUCAGAGAAAGUUUUGAAUAAAGACAAAAUUACUGAUCAGUCCAACAUCAGGCAAGGAGUAGAAAAUGACUUGAACAAAGUUGAUAUUCAUUCUGAUCUACCUAAACUCAGGCCAGAAAUAGAGAGAAUCUCAUGUAGAAAUGUUUCACACACUGAUGGGAUAGAGGAGGAGGAAAUAUCAAAGAAUGAUUAUCAUAAGAAUGAACAGUCUAGAGAAGAACUAGAUAUAAGGAAAGACCUGGACUGCAGUGAUGAUCAGAAAGACCUGACUAAAUUGAGACCAGAAACUGAAGGAAUCUCAGCCAGUAAGGAUAAUGACCAGAUAAAUCUGACGCCAAAUACAGCGAAAGUAUUAAACCAUCAGACUGACCAAACCUUGGCUGAACUCAACCCAGAAGUAAAGGAGAUUCAAAACACUGAUCAUGUUAAACUUGAAGUGGAAGAAGACACAGAAGUUCUUAAUGUCAUUAAUGUCAAUAAUAAUUCUAUUUCCCAUUUUGACCAUGAAGACUUCUUAUUAGAGAGGGAAAACAUCCUAAAUAAUUCUACCCACAACAUCGAUCCCACUAUACCCAAAUCAGAAACAGAGGUAAUGCUAAAUAAUAAUAUACCCCACACUGAUUCUGUUAAAUCUAAACCAGAGACAGAAGUAAUGCCAAGCAGUGAUACCCACAAUACAGCCUGUGAUUCAAAAAUCGAGGUGUCAUCAGAUGACAAUGAUCACAGCACUGACCCUAUUAAAUUGACUUCAGAGACAGAAGUAAUGCCAAAUUGUAAUGCCCACCAUAUUGAUUCUGUUGAAUCAAAACUAGAAAUAAAAGUAAUACCAAAAAAUAAGAUUCACAACACUGUCCACAGUAAGCCUAUAUCAAAAGCAGAAAUAACUCCAGAUUGCAAAGACCACAGUUCUGACCCAACUAAAUCUGGUUCCAACAGAAAAGAAAUACCAAAUUAUAAUGCCCAUCAUAUUGAUUCUGCUAAGAUAGAACCAAAAAUAGAAGUCUCAUUAAAAGCUAAAGUCAACAAAACUGUCCCUGGUAAACCAAGAUCAGGGAGAGAAGUAACAACAAACAGUGACCCAGCCAAUUUUAGAUCUGAGGUGGCACUAAAGCCUCAUCAAACCCACAAAGUUCACUUCAGCAAUCAUAUAGAAGAGAUAAGUGGAGAAGUACCUCAGUUUACUGAGUCUGAAAUAACUACAUCUGGAAUAUUAAACAAAAAUGUUGGUAAUCUUCAUUCUGAGAGUGAGUCUUCUAAUGAGCUGAAAACAAUUGAUCCUUUGAGAAUUUCUAAUACUAAUGAAGCUAAAAUUACCUCUGCCUCUAAAGUUAAUAAGAAUCAUCAUACUAACAAAAAUUUAGAAAUGCCUUCAGACAAAAGUUUUCCUAUAAUUAAUCAAAACAAAAAGAACUCACAUUGGUCUGAAAAGGCGUCACAGGUGACAUUUUCUAACAACAGAAAAUCAAAUAAACAAGAAAUUUCAAAAGAAAAUUCUGUGAGUAGCUGUAAUCAAAAGUCAGAUUUGGGGUUGACUACUGAGAAACUGGAAAUAAAUAAGGAAAAUAUCAACAAUCAUACUUCGUCUUUUUCACCCUGUAAAAGAGAGAAAUUGUCUUUGACCCAAGAUCAAACAUGUCAUCUGAAUUCUACUUCAGAGAGUUUUCCAGGUGUAAGUUCUCCAACAAAAAAUCACUUUAAAUCUAAGGAAUAUGUGGGUGAUGCAGAGGUGACUCAUCCCAAACCAAAGGAUUCGCAGGUUGUUGAAAAUCAAGCUUGCAUUGGUGAAGAGACUAAAGACUGUGAGAAAUAUGCUCAAAAAAGUUCAUCUAUCAAAGUAAAUUUCAUUCCCAACAAUUUCACAGAGACUUCAAAGGAUACACAUUUAGAAAAGAAAGAUUCCACCUCAAAGUCAGAAAGGUUCCUCCCUGAAGAUGGUGCUAGUGUUACACAGACAGUGAACUCUUGGAAGCCCUUUCCAGUUAACAGACCCUACAGCAGUGUCCUAAGCUAUCAAAGGGAGCCGAUAUCCACUGCAUUAGUGCCACCACCUAAACUGAGGACAAAGAAGCGAUCAACCUCCUCAAAAACAUCUAAAUCUGGUAAACCUCAGAAAAGAAAGUCUGGGAUGGACAUUAAACCAUUAGUGUUCACAUCUGUUCAACAACAGGAACCCCAAGAUGACAAUGAUUAUGAGUGCAUAAAGAUUUCUGAUGAAUUACGUGACAAAGGUGUCAAUGUGUCAUGGACAGUGCUAAGAAGAAGCCUUUAUCCUCCUACUGGCCGACCUUUACAUUAUGCAAUGGAAGUUGACACAAAAAUGUUUCCAGAAUCUGAUUUAUUAAGUCACCCAAAAAGCUGGCUUCCUAAAGAAUUCAAUGCUCUGCAAAAGGUUGUUAAAAAAUUGAGACAGGCAAACCAGUAUCAGAAGAGGCAAGGAAAAUCUGAAACUAAGAAGAGUAAACAAUCUGGUAGCAAGCAGAAAAAAACAAAGAAGAAAAAGAAGAAAUAAAAAUGGGAAGUUGGAUUAAGAGGGGUUGUGCCUCUUGACCAUUGCCAUCUCCCUUCCUUCUUUUUCACACAUGAUGGAAUCAUUGAGGAUCGGGUUUGAUUUCAACAUCUGCUGUUGAACAUUUGUAGGGAAAACAUGGGAGGGAAUUCUGUUGUGGUAGCAGCUAUAGUAGAGAAGGAUUGUGUUAAACUGUUUAAUAUAAGAUUUGGAAGGGAUGUGACAUAGGAAAAAGUGGUAGGUAUAUUGAGUGAACCUGGCGGAAAGAGGUGCAUUCAGCUAAAUAAUUCAGAAGAUUUUGCAGUAACAGUAGAAGAGGCAGAGGGAAUAAGAAAUGCAUGUGAAUUAGUGUGGUAAUGUUAAAAUGGUCUUCAUUUGCGUGAAUUUUGUCUGUGUGUAACAGCUGUAUUGUCCCAGAACUCAGAAAUACUCCUAUGUGGAAUUUUAUUUUAACUUUGUUGUAAGUUAACAAUGGCUCACUAGAUAAAUAUUUCCAGGCUCUGAAGCAGAACCUUUGUGAUAAAGUUUUGGCUAUAUUUUACACACAUACACACAUGCAAAUAUAUAUAUUUAUUGGGAAUCAUCAUAAGAGAUCAAUAAAAAUUUUAAAGUUUGGUAAAAAUAUAAAUGAUAUAAAAUAAAAUGUAAUUUUAAAAAAAUGAUAUCCUUUUGUUAAGAUGAAGCGUAAAUAAAUAAAUAAGUAAAUAAGGAAAUAAACUGAAAACAGAAUUUUCCAGAAGAAAUAAAAUUUGAAAUUCUGCUGUUCACUGUUAUAAAUAUUUUUUUUUUUUUAUUUUCCAUGGUGUCAUCAAUGGCUAAAUCAACAGAAUAUCUAACAACCACCCAAAGAGUCAGCAGUUCACUUCCUGCCAUUGUCACUACAACUAAGUACCACAGAAAGGGAUAGUCAACCUUUUUUUUUUUUUUUUGAAAAGCGGGUAGCAUGAGACAAGGCUCAUCAUUAGGCAGGCUGUACCACUAAAACAAUGGAAGAUAAAGUUAACCCAUGACUGGAGUUGUCCCUUGAUAUAAAAUAGCAGAAAAAUUGUAUAAUUAACAGGUGUUUUGUUGGCUUCUAAUGUAAGAAUGAAAAGUUUUUGCAUCACAUACAUAUAAAACACAUAAUAUAAUAAAAGCAUAUGUAUGUAUACACACUCAUAUACAUACACAUACACACACACAUUGAGUACCUUCAUUGAUUGGAGUUGACUAUGUAUCUGCACCUGUACCUUGUCUAGAGCCACAAGAACAAUGUACUUUUUUAUUUCCUGUCUCAGAUUCGAGUUCGCUAUGUUGAUGCUGUCAAUAAUGUCUAAAAGAGAAAGAGAAAAGCUAAAAUUUGGCACGUGUUCUGUAACAUGAAGUUGUCUUUUAUUUAUAGCCAAUCAAAGGUGUGUUCUCAAAUACCUGGUGCACUCUGUAUACAGACGAGAGAAAAUAGAGAAGUACAAAUAAAAAUAAUUUCUACUCAAGUAUGAAGUUGUUAAAAAGAGAGAAGACAGCUGUUUCUGCUAACAAACCAACUAACCAACCAACUGGUCAACACACACACACACACACACACACACACACACACACACACACACACACACACACAUGUAAAAAGUCCACCUUAAGUCAUAAACUGGAUUAUAAAAAAUUCGAAAUUUUACCUCUUUAUUUACUUAAUAAAUAUAGAUCACAUGCUAAUGAAGAAGUCAUGCAGUCAUUUGACAAGCUAGAAAUAGCAGCCUAAUGUCCCUUGAGUCAAACCUGACAAGCUUAAACAAAGAAUUCAGAUAUUGUGGAUAAUGUAAUGCUAGAUAUACCUAAAAGUAACAGACCGGUCAUAAUUGGAAUG